This is a messenger RNA of Linum trigynum, 2364 nucleotides long. The record is from the annotation of a GenBank genome assembly. NCBI's taxonomy places the organism in Eukaryota, Viridiplantae, Streptophyta, Magnoliopsida, Malpighiales, Linaceae.
GUUUUCUGGUCUAGCCGAGAAAUCUACUUCGUGCUGCCGACUGCUGGCGGUGGUGCCGGGAAGAAAGGGAGACGGAAGGACUAUUACGUGGCGGAGGUUGAUGAUGAGGAGGAGAAUAACGGCGGCGGCGGCGGCGGGGGGAGUAGCAGUGGGAAGAAGAUGAGGAGAGUGGGUACGACGGGUAUGGAUACGGUUCGGGUGGUUCGUACAAUGGUAAAGUUGGGUUUCAUGGAUCAUUAGGUCAGUAGAAGAGGUGAAACUUUUGUUCUCUCGUUUCUAUUCUCCUGCUGCUAUCAUUUUUCAAGUCAUUUCAAUUGUAAGAGUAUGUUUAAUGGCAAACUGGAAUUGUUCUUGUAUAGAUAUACAUUUACUGGAAAACUGAAAAACAGCUAUACAUUUUCAAGCUCUGUCUGGCAUAUUAAUGGUUGUAAGCUUUGGGUUAAAAGUUUCAUAACGAUGGUUGUAUUGAAUGGAUUGUUUUCUGCUAAUUGAGUUUGUUGCCAUGUCUAAAAACUCAAUCGGGUGAGGAUUUUAUCCGAGUUCCAUGUAUCGAAUUGUUUGGUUUGAAAUAGUUUUGAUAAUCAAUGUGAAAGCUAUGUCAUUUCUCGCAAAUGUUCCUUGAUAGUUGCAAGUUUGGAACUUGGAGGUCUUAAUAUUUUGGCAGUAUGAUGCUGCUUCCAUAUCAAUGAUGUCUCAAUAUGGGGCUGAAGCAUUUUGCCUGGCUUAAUGUGGAUUGUGUUGAUAUUUACCCUGAACUCUCGCAGGAUCACUUUAGUCCAACUGAUGAUUCCAUUUCUUAGAUGGGAAUACUGCCUCCACUAUGUGUUUAUACCUGAGAUUGUUUUUAGUUACCCCUAUUUGAGCCAUUUCAAAUUGCUAGACAGCUACACCCUUGGUUGAGCUAUUGUUUUCAAUGAAAUGUGCCUCGUGGGCACUCAACAAUAUUGAUUCAAUAGAUUACCUUCUCUUUCAAAUAAAAUUGCAAGGCUUCUAUGUUGUGCAACUGGUCCCUUUGCUGAUAUAAAAAAGUUGAACGAUUUCGAGAAUUUGUGUUUCUGUUUCAGUUUAGUUGACAAUUAACUUGAAUGCUACUCAAUUUAGUGAUUUCAAUCAGGUUGAUGUGUUCUUUCAGAAGGAUGAGAGGGGGAUCCAGCAAAUUGUUGUACGUUUUGGUCUAUAUAUCAUCAUUUUCUCCUUAUAAGCUGUAUUUGCCAUGUAUGGUGGGUGCAUCUACUGACAUCCCCAAAUUAGUGAGCUUGUUUCCAACAAAUCCAGUUGAGUUGCUGAGAUCAAGUCCUUGAUGAUUAGAGUUAGUAGGGACUUCAUUUUGUGGAUAGAAGGUGGAUUCAUUGCUUGAAGCCGUAAACUAUAAGCAUGCUUGAAGUCAGCUACAGUUUACUUGUUGACGAACAUGGGUUCAUACUUUGUCUCAACUUGAAAACUAGGUUUCUAUUUUUUAUAUCUUUGUAUGGUAAAAUGUCUUGUCUCAUAAGUCAUAUGUAAUCCCUCCUUGAUCUAUGUUUGUUUUGCUGUCUGUGUGUUGUAAUUGUCAUGGCUCUAUAUUCUGCUCCUGCAGAGAAUAAGACAGAUGGAAGGUCUAGAGCUGACCGUGAUGCAGAUGAUCAACAACUCAAACAGUUAGAGGAAAAGAUGUGGUGUCAUCCGUAGCCACCGUGCUAUCUGAUCUAUGUGGGCCUGGAGAAUGGAUGCCUAUGGAGAAACUCCAUGCGGAGCUGCUGGAACAGUUUAGCAGUGUCUGGCAUCACAGUCGAGUCAGAAGAUAUCUAACAUCUGAGGAGUGGAAGAGCCCCGAAGCCAAAGAGAAACCAUGGUACGGCUUGCUCAUGUUGCUGAGAAGAUACCCGGAGCAUUUCGUCAUAAACACAAGGUCCAAAGGCCGAGUCACCCUGGAGUUCGUCUCCUUAGUUUCACUGCUCUCAUAGGGAGGGCCAUUUAGAGCAUUGCCUGGGAUGGAGAUUAAUUAGAGCAUGCUUAUGUGUGAAGAUGUAGUUGUAAACUAGGGCUCUUGUUGUAGUUUAGCGGGUAGUGAUAAUAGUCUUUGGCAUACCUAUCAGAGUUAUGCAGUUUUAAUCGUUCCCUCCUUCUAACCUGCCCCAAACUCUGUAUCUACCCCAAACGACACCCAAGACUCAACUUAUUGCGUGGAGCUUGCAAUGCUGAUUUUGUUUCAGACUUUACGUUUGGAGAUGAAUAGCCCCAAAUUCUGGAGGUUGGCAGAUAGCACGGUGAUGGCAGCUGUAAACUCAUACGAAAAAACUGUUUCGAGAAAUCGCCUAAUCUAUGGUAAAAACUUGCGAAUAACAAUAAACUUGAUAUAUAUCAGAACAAAAACUUACAAAUCCA